This is a messenger RNA of Nilaparvata lugens (brown planthopper), 697 nucleotides long. RefSeq lists its product as uncharacterized. The record is from RefSeq and is a predicted model, not a curated record. The transcript has 2 exons. Lineage: Eukaryota; Metazoa; Arthropoda; Insecta; Hemiptera; Delphacidae. Bases 102 to 482 code for a protein of 126 amino acids.
CAAGUGCUUCAGUACCAGACACAACUCGUUACGAGCAAUGGAAACAUGAAUGCUUGUGUGUCCAGAAUGAUCUCAAAAAAGCUUUGCAUUUCGUUCAGCAGAUGAGAGAGUGUGUCAGCGAUUUUGAAAUGGACGACGGUUUUUUGAGUAUUUUGCUUCAUCAUGAUACGUCUCUUGAAGAGAGUCUCAAGUUUGAGUCGAGCGGGGAUCGUCUAAUACAUCUUUUAGAACGAGCUCGCAGAGAACCCAACAAGAAAUGGUUGCAAGAGGAGAUGACCAGAUGGCAAGACCAAGCAACUCUACGGCAAAAUACUCAGAAAGAGAUUUAUGAUGCGUUUCGAUCACUGGUGCAGAGUUGGACAAGCAAAAACCUUGACAAAGUGUCUGAACUUGUGGAGAAUGAGGAUAAACUAUCAGGCCAGCUGCAAAUUAUGAAAAACGCAAAAGAAACAGCUCAAAAUCAGCUGAAACCUGAUCGGUGAUAAAUUACUCAGUGUUGAUUAAUGUGUUGAUGAACUAGAAUUUCUUAAUUUAGUUGGCGCAUCUCAAGAAAAGCCGACUCAAGAGGGAGACACUGCCAAAAAUAUGUGCAAUAAUACUUUCAAAACAUACAGCUAAUCCAACUGCCAAUUUUUUAGUAUAUUUUAUUUUUGUAUGACCAUUCUUUAUGUUUUAUUCUAUUUUAUUCUUGUACGAC